Messenger RNA from Prorocentrum cordatum, 807 nucleotides. Lineage: Eukaryota; Dinophyceae; Prorocentrales; Prorocentraceae. The record is from the annotation of a GenBank genome assembly.
GUGGCGACGCAGACGUCGACGAGUUCUCGGUGGACGAGGCCAACGAGCAGGCGCUCGCUGCAGGACGUGAUCGCCAUCAUCCUGCGCAACGCAGGCCGCGUCGCGCCUGCGCUGAGUAUCCCUGGCGUCACGAUCGACGUGUUCAAGGUCGACUGGUUGCACGCCGUGGACCAAGGUGUCGGGGCGGAUUUCGUGGGGGCCUUGCUCUGGCACACCAUGGAGAAGCCCCCAGGGCGCCGCCGCGCGCAACAGAGCGACGAGAUGUGGAGGCCCAUCCAGGCACACUGCGACGCGCGCUCGACGCCCGACCGCCUCCACGACUUCAAGGAGCGCACGGUGAAGCCCAAGAAAGCGCACCCGAAGUUCCGCGGCCAGGCGGCCAUCCUGAGGCAUCUGAUCCCAUUCUGCAAGGAAGCGACCGAGACGCAUUGCGUUUCUGGGAGUGCCGUGGACGACGCCGCGCUGAACGCCAUGCGCCACUUGCACUCCUGCUACCACACGUUGAGCGGCCAGUGCAUCUUCAGAAAGGAUAUGAUGCGCGACUCCGCCAGCAGGUUCGCGACCUUGUCUGCCUCUCUUGCUGCGCUGCAGCCGAGGAGUUGGCGCGUCAAGCCGAAGGCGCACCUGCUCCUCGAGAUGGCCUUCGCGGGGGGGCAGCCGUCGCUGUGCUGGGCCUACAGGGGCGAGGACUUCGGGGGCAGCGUGGGCCACGUGGCGAAGAGGCGCGGCUCCCCGCUCUCAGCGACGGGCUUCUCCCGAGCGGUGAUCGCGCGCCACCGCGCGCAGCUGAUGGCGCGGCUCGCGUGA